Hydractinia symbiolongicarpus is the source of this 2290-nucleotide messenger RNA. RefSeq lists its product as uncharacterized. Lineage: Eukaryota; Metazoa; Cnidaria; Hydrozoa; Anthoathecata; Hydractiniidae. Bases 376 to 975 code for a protein of 199 amino acids. The record is from RefSeq and is a predicted model, not a curated record. The transcript has 3 exons.
UUAAGUCUAACCAUAUUUAACCAUGUAUUAAUUAUUAAGGUCAGGUAGGGUAAAGUAAGAAGCAUAAUUGAAUUGACCUGGCAUUACCUGAUAAGAUAGGUGUUAUAAAAAUUAAAUUAUCAAAUUAAGAGUUAGUCGACAAGGCUUCCUUUAUCUAUCUUGGGUUUUUUUAAUCCUGCUCAAGGAUCUUUUUUUUAGACACGUGGAAUCAAGUCAGAAUGGCUGUAGCUCCCGUACUUAAGGCAAUUCCAAACAAAAGCGUCCUGUCUUAAGAAGACUUCGAGAACAGCUGGAGGUAUUGUAACACUAGUUAUUUGUUUAUAUAUUUUUAGAAAGAAUAGUUGCUGUACAUCUCUGGGAAAGUUCUUGUCAACAAUGAAAGAGCUUUGUUCUUGUGCAUUUAAAACAACUAUUUUAGCAACACAAUUUAUAAUUUGUUCUUUUCAGCGAAAGGCUAAAUGUAUGUUAAAGACAUGCUCGGUAAAAGAUUUCUUUCGUCAUAUCGAAGAGGAUUUGACCAAACGCUUUGACUUGGUUGACUUUCAUUUAACACUUGGUAUGGCAGCAUUGAAAAGUACUCUGGAUUGUUCUCGUGACUCAAAAAAACAACGGCUUACCUUUACCUUUCCGGUGCCCAUAGAGAACGAAAAGCUAAAAAUGGAAUUGAAUAAAGCAAAAGAAGCUGUUGAAAGAUACAAGCAGAUCGUAUCGAGUCAAAAGAAGACUAUACACAUUCUGAAAGAGAAAAAUUCUUCGAUAAUGCUGCAAUGUGCGGAUUUCACAAAGCUAAAGAUGUUUAAACAGCUUGGACAUUCUCGAUCGUCACUAAUGGUUGAUGCAUCGUUGUUUUCAUCGUUCUUCCAUAAUGGCGAUCCGUUUUUACAAGAACAAACGCCCACAAUUUUGACAAGUGAGGUAAUCUCCGGCCUGGCUUCCAAUGGUUCAUUUCGCAGAAAGGACCCGUGCUGUGUUUGACGAUGGAGAUUCUGUAAUUUUAAAAAGUUACUUAGCACUUGGUAAAGAGGAAACAUCUCUGCGCAACCUAGCUUAUGUUAGCCACGAAGCACGACUGCUACAGUUUGUUGGGAAUCAUCCCAAUAUUGUACAGGUCUUUGGUAUUGUACACGCCAAAGGAAAAUUUCAUUCUGUGCUUAGCUGUGAAGGGGAUAGCAGCAUAAAAAUUUUGCUGAAGCGGAAGGUAAUAUUUCCCACAGAAGACAUAAUGAAACAAAUGAUUAUUGGGCUAGCUAAAGCACUCUCUUUUUUAUUUGAUAAAGGAGUGUUACACAACAACAUAAUUCCUAAAAAUGUCAUGGUGAAAGGUAGUGACUUCACUCCGGUCAUUAUCGGGUUUUCAUUCGCAUGUCGAGUGUCUUGUGCGAAAUCUAACGUUAAAGACGUUUCAAAAAGAACUUAACCGAUCAUCAUAACGUGGCACCAGAAUUGUAUAGGGGAAGCGGCGUGCCAUACAUGACCGAUAUUUACGCGUUUGUAUUUACUGUUGCAACAAUUAUGGAAUUAAAACCUCUGAAUUUCAAAGAUGCGCUCCUUGAAAGUCGCAUUGAACGCUUUGUUUUUAAAUGCAUAGAUAAUCAUGUUGGUUUGCGAGCCCCGCAUAAUUUUUUUUCUAGAAAGGUUGAGAGGGUUUUGUAUUGUUAGGCAUGCAUACAUGUUUUAUAAUUUGCUCGAGUUAAGAAUAGUUUAUAGCAUCCCAAUUGCCUUGGAGUACGGUGUUUUGACUAUUUGUUCAAUAAGUCACGUAAAUGGAUGUUCAGGGGAGUUCAUUGCACGGUCAGCAUCUUGCGAAAGGUUUCAAUUUCAAUAGACAAACCAAAUUAGUUAUAUUUUAUGUAAAACUAUUGUAAAGUAAAACAGAAAAAAAUUAUGUUUGUAAUUUUGCAUGUGCAAUUUAGCAUUAAAUUAUAAUUUCCCUUACCAUCUCAAGUCCCCUGUACAAUUAUAUUACCCAGGCGAUUACAUUGACUCAGGGCCGUAACUGACACAAAUUUUUUUUGUUGUUGUUGAAAGGGAGAAAUUUUACCCUUUAAAUUGGUAAAAACGCAUCCUCUGCGUUUUCCUUCAUAUUUACCAUGAUUGACAAAUAUUUUAAGAGGGCUGUGGCCCCCGGCCUCCUAGGCCACAACGAUCCUGCCAGCCGAUUAGUUUUAGUUUUAUCGUUCACUACUUGAGCAGAAAGCAAUAUAAGAAACUAGCGAAGGCGCAAAAAAAAUUGUUGUUUUAAAAUAAAAAUACACGCUUUACAUUUUGUUCAAAAAAUAUCUUUUUACAU